Molecule: messenger RNA, 1197 nt
Organism: Cinclus cinclus
Lineage: Eukaryota; Metazoa; Chordata; Aves; Passeriformes; Cinclidae
Gene: TMEM120A
Product: transmembrane protein 120A
Exons: 12
Coding region: 37-1062 (341 amino acids)
Biological process (GO): fat cell differentiation
Cellular component (GO): membrane
Source: RefSeq, a predicted model, not a curated record
GCCGGGCCGGUCGCCGCCGCCGCCGCCAUCGCCGCCAUGGCCUGGGGCGCCUCGCUCGCCGAGUGCCUGCGCGAGUGGGAGGAGCUGCAGGACGGCUACCAGCGCAUCCAGGACAACCACAAGCUGUACAAGCAAAAACUCGAGGAGCUGACCAAGCUCCAGGAUGGGAUCUCCAGCUCCAUUGCCCGGCAGAAGAAGCGGCUGAAGGAGCUGUCGCUCUCUCUCAAAAAAUGCAAAGGCCAGGCGACUCCGGAGCAGGAAGCAUCCAUCCAAGAGACCCAGAGCCUGAUUAAAGAGAGGCAGAACGUGUUCUUUGAGAUGGAGGCCUAUCUGCCAAAGAAGAACGGGUUGUACCUGAGUCUGGUGCUCGGCAAUGUGAACGUGACGCUGCUCAGCAAACAAGCCAAGUUUGCAUAUAAAGAUGAGUACGAGAAGUUCAAGCUCUACCUCACCAUCAUCCUACUUAUUGUCUCCUUCUCCUGUCGGUUCCUCCUCAACUCCAGGGUGACAGACGCUGUCUUUAACUUCCUCCUGGUGUGGUACUACUGCACCCUCACCAUCCGUGAGAGCAUCUUGAUCAACAACGGCUCCAAGAUCAAAGGCUGGUGGGUUUUCCAUCACUACAUCUCCACCUUCCUCUCAGGUGUCAUGCUGACGUGGCCAGAUGGGCUCAUGUACCAGAUGUUCAGGAACCAGUUUCUCUCCUUCUCCAUGUACCAGAGCUUUGUGCAGUUCCUGCAGUAUUACUACCAGAGCGGGUGCUUGUACCGGCUGCGAGCGCUGGGAGAGAGGCACAACAUGGACCUGACUGUGGAGGGCUUCCAGUCCUGGAUGUGGAGAGGGCUCACGUUCCUGCUUCCCUUCCUCUUCUUUGGGCAGUUCUGGCAGCUCUACAAUGCUAUCACCCUGUUCCGCAUGAUCCAGCACCCCGAGUGCAAGGAGUGGCAGGUCGUCAUGUGCGGCAUCCCCUUCUUCAUCCUCUUCCUGGGCAACUUCUUCACCACCCUCCGUGUCGUCCACCAGAAGAUUCAGAACAAGAACCAGGACACGAAGGAGAAUUGAAGUGGGGCGUUGUGGGGGACUGGACUGUUUCUCCCCACUGGCUCCAUCCCCUAUUCCCACCUCCUCAAUUCCGUCCGGACUCUGGUGUCUCACCCCAUUCCUUGGAGGUCCGGGUGUGGGACAGAGCUUAGGGCC